This is a messenger RNA of Parasteatoda tepidariorum (common house spider), 8542 nucleotides long. RefSeq names its product cell polarity complex component crumbs. Gene Ontology annotation, cellular component: protein-containing complex; plasma membrane. Gene Ontology annotation, biological process: heterophilic cell-cell adhesion; establishment or maintenance of epithelial cell apical/basal polarity. Gene Ontology annotation, molecular function: calcium ion binding. The record is from RefSeq and is a predicted model, not a curated record. Lineage: Eukaryota; Metazoa; Arthropoda; Arachnida; Araneae; Theridiidae.
UUUUCACCUCCAUCAUUACCUGAAUUCAAUCUGUUUCGAACUUCGUUUACUUGCUGUCAAAGCAACCGAGAGGGGGAUUGGAAGUGCGGAAAGUGACAGAUGUUGUCUUAACAUUGAUCUUUUUACAAAAACAAGCUUAAUUUCAUCAAUUAGAAUAUCAUUAUCCGUCCACUAUUUCGUAUAAAGAAUAUUUUAAUCGUGUUUUACUAUUUUCGACGUGGAUAUUUUACAUUAUGUGAAAAAGAGCAAACUUUUUUGUGUGUAUUAUGAAAGUGGGAUAGUGUUUACGAACGUAAUGAAGAACCUUAGGAAUAUAUCGCAGGUAUCCAGCACAGGUACAAUGCUGGUGUUCUUGCUCUCUCUCUCAUCCCAAAUCCACCAAAUCCUCUCUCAGGGUCCUGAGGGAUACUUCACCAGUUCAUCUUACGCAUCCCUCAGCACCAUGUUCGAUGUUCGAGGCAGGACUUCUUUAAGUUUUAGGACUUGUUCUAGUGGACAAUUAUUGUACCAAGAAGGAAACACCGGUGAUUUUGUGAACAUGACACUCUUGCCUUCGGACACUCUAGAGUUCUCGUGGCAGGUGAACAGGCUUCGCCAUUCCGUGACAGUGGGUGCCAAUCUCAUAGACAAUCGCUGGCACGAUGUCGAUCUCAUCUACCAGACAGGAUCUGUGACUUUGUAUGUGUCCAGGAGUAGUGUGGUGGUGUCCAAUGGCACUCACAACAGCGAUCUGUUCGACCUGAGGCUGGAGAGCUCCCAUCCUCAGUUGCUCGUUGGAAGAGGCUUCACUGGGUGUGUUCUUCAAGGUGCUGGUGUCCUCCUCAACGAUUCCAGUGUGUAUUCUUAUGAAGUGGACUGGGGAAGGUGUCCACUGCCCUUGACUGGUAGCUGCGAUGGCUACCUGGUUGAUCCUUGUUUUUAUCAGCCCUGUCACAAACACAGCAAAUGUGUGCAUAUGCUGAACGAUUACCGAUGUGUUUGUAGUACUAGAUUCAACGGAACAAACUGUGAUAUUGAUCUUGGUCCUUUAUGUGAUAAGCCAGAAUAUAAUCAGUGUCAAAAUGGUGGUACCUGCCAAGAAGAUAGUCUUGGUAACAGUACUAUGUGUGCCUGCCCCCCUAUAUUUACUGGUACCUUCUGUGAAACAAUGGUGGACAACACAUUUUGUGAUUUUAUGCCGUGUCGCAAUGGAGGCACCUGUAAUAUUAACCAGUCAAGAAGUGGUUAUGUUUGCACAUGUCCUCAAGGUUUUGCUGGUGUAGAUUGUGAACUGAAUAUUGAUGAAUGUCAGUCUUUCCCCUGUCAGAAUAAUGGUACCUGUACAGAUGAAAUAAACUCUUAUUCGUGUGACUGCUCUGGUACAGGUUACCGUGGGCCUAAUUGUGAAGAAAAUGUGAAUGAAUGCGAAGAGAGCAAGCCAUGUUAUACUGGAAGCCAGUGUUUUGACCGUUAUGGUGAUUACAUGUGCGACUGUCCCCGUGGUUUUGGGGGCAAAGACUGUGAUCAGGAGGUGAACGAGUGUGAGUCCAGUCCCUGCCAGAAUAAUGGUCAAUGCAUCGACAGUCUCAAUGGAUACUUGUGUCAUUGUGUUCUUGGCUUUGCUGGGAAGAACUGUGAGGAAAAUAUUAAUGACUGUAACGGCGUCACUUGUCCAGCAAAUAGUCACUGUGUUGAUGGUGUGAAUACAUUUUCAUGUGUUUGCAAUCCAGGAUAUGAGGGGUCUGUACCUCAUUGUCAAGAAAUAGAUGAGUGUGAAAAGGGGCCUUGUUUAAAUGGAGGCUCGUGCCAUGAUCUCCUGAAUGGGUUUGAAUGUACCUGCUUAGAUGGAUUUGUGGGCAGCCACUGUGAAGUCAAUAUUGAUGAAUGCGAAUCGUCUCCGUGUCGAAAUAGUGCCACCUGUGUGGAUGGCCCUGGAAAAUACACCUGUGAAUGUGCUCUUGGCUACUCUGGUAUCAACUGUGAAGUUGACAUUAAUGAUUGUGAACCAAAUCCUUGUAAUAAUAAUUCAAAUUGUACUGACUUGGUGAAUGACUACUUGUGUGAGUGCCUUCCUGGUUGGGAGGGAAAGAAUUGUGAUGAGAAUGUCAAUGAGUGUCUCUCUUCCCCCUGCAUGUAUGGUCAAUGUGUGGAUUCCCUCAACAAUUUUACCUGCCAUUGUGAUCUUGGAUAUGAAGGUGUUUUCUGUGAUAUAAACAUAAACGAAUGUGAUUCCAGUCCGUGUUUUAAUGGAGGUACAUGCACAGAUCUGAUUAAUGAUUUCUCCUGUGAAUGUCCCGAGAACUUCAUGGGUAAAUUCUGUGAUGAAGUUUACGAUGCCUGUAGCUCAACCCCAUGUUCCAAUGGUGGCACAUGCCAGACCAAUAUACCGUCCCAUUUAUACACCUGCAUCUGCCCCAAUGGAUUUCUUGGAGAUCAGUGCGAAGUAGAUAUUGAUGAUUGUGUGGGAAUACAGUGUCCAGCUGGAAAGAUAUGUGUCGAUAAACCCAAUGCAUAUGAAUGCCGCUGUCCUACAGGAUAUACAGGUGAUGAUUGCUCUUUGAAUAUUGAUGAGUGCAGUAGCAACCCUUGUGUGAAUGGUACUUGUGUAGAUGGUAUUGGAGCUUUUGCCUGCCAUUGUCCACCAGGAAUAACAGGAAAACUUUGUGAAUCAGAUGUGAAUGAAUGUGAAACCUCACCCUGUGCACAUGGUAUCUGUCAAAACAUGUUUGGAACCUACCUUUGUUACUGUACCCCGGGGUACACUGGUACACAUUGCGAUAUCGAGUUUAACGAGUGCCUGUCCAUGCCUUGUAAAAAUAAUGCCACGUGCAACGACCUUGUGAAUAACUACAGUUGUACCUGCGUGCCUGGAUUCUCUGGUCGAAAUUGUGAAACUGACAUUGAUGAAUGUGCUCCUCUUCCAUGCCAAAAUGGGGCAACAUGCCAUGACUUAAUUAAUGAGUAUCACUGCGAUUGUAUUGCUGGGUUCACUGGCAUCAACUGCGAGAUAAACAUCGAUGAAUGUGCUUCUCAUCCGUGCCUUAACCAUGGAAAGUGUAUUGACAAAAUUAAUGAGUUUGUUUGCAAUUGUUCUGACACUGGCUUCACAGGUACAUUUUGCGAAACAAAUAUCGAUGAUUGCGCAAACAAUCCUUGCCAGAAUGGUGCUACUUGUGAAGACAAAAUUAAAGAUUACGAAUGCCACUGCUAUGACGGAUACAAUGGCAAAAAUUGUGAUAACGACAUCGAUGAUUGUUCAUCAUCUCCGUGCCUUAACAACGCUCUGUGCCUGGAAAAUUCAAACAAGACUCUUUAUGAAACCAACUAUUUAGGCUUCUUUCCUACAUUUUCAUACGACAUAGCUAGUGGAUACCGAUGCAUGUGUUCAUCUGGCUUUACAGGAGAGAACUGUGAAACCAACAUUGAUGAUUGCAUUGACAACAGUUGUAAAAAUGGAAUAUGCAUUGAUAGCAUCAAUGAUUAUUAUUGUGCUUGUCAUUUAGGGUAUGAAGGCCAGUUUUGCGAGAGAGAAAUCAAUGAGUGUGAAAUGUUAACACCUUGUGAAAAUAAUGCCACGUGUGUAGAUCUUGUUGCAGAUUACAGUUGUUCGUGCUUGCCAAACUACGGUGGUAAAAACUGUCAGACAAAGUUGACGGGCUGCAUCGGUGUGGUGUGCCAGAACGGUGCAACGUGUGUCCCACUACUAGAUGUGGAUAACCAUCAUAGGCAUACUUGUGUAUGUUCUGAAGGGUUUUAUGGGUUGUCUUGCGAGAUAUCGACUACGGUAUCGUUCAAUACAGGCGACUCGUUGUCCGUCACAAAUUACAAUGAUAGAGUCGACUCUUUUGAGCUCGAGUUUAGGUUCCGCACAACCCUGCCGAACGGCGUCAUCAGCACUGGCUACGUAUUGUCGAGCAACAUGCUGCAAUAUCUGCUCUAUCUCUGGAACGGCAUGAUAAAAGUCGACGUGUACGACAACACAGAAAGAAUAGCUGAACUGUUUUCAAAGAAUGGCCAAAAUGAUUCCACCUGGAAGACUGUAAGCCUGGAAUUCUUGCCCGGACAGGUGUUUUUGAAUGUCUCCGGCUGGGUCGCGCAGAAGUUGAUAAACUUCCAGUCGCUGAACUUCACUGUGCAGUUCGGGGCAUCCAACUUAGUUUCUAAAAAUCACUUGGAGAUUCCAGAUUUCAUUGGCUGCGUGCAGGACAUACACAUGAAUGGGGAUAUCAUAAUACCCAACACCAACAGUCUGCUCCACGGUGCCGUCGUAGGAUGUCCGAGGGAAGAGCAGUGUGAAGGUUCCCCCUGCCAUAAUGGAUUCUGCAAAGACAAUUGGUUGAGUUAUGAGUGCAUUUGUUCAAGACCAUUCUUUGGAAGCACAUGUCAAUACAGUUAUGAACCUGCUACUUUUGGUUACCUAAGUGAGAAGAGCAAGGCAGAAUUGAUCCUGACUGACCGGCAGGCAUCCACAAUGCAGAACGGUGUAGACAUUUCGUUCUUUGCACGCACUAGAAAUGAUUUUGGUUUGCUUUUCUACCUUGGCACUAUCAUCAAUGGUGUUAGCAAUUGCAGUUUCAAUGGUGUUCCCAACAAUACUUUCGUCGUCGGAAGACUCGUCUCUGGUAAGAUGCAAAUACUGCUGAAGCAACAAAAUGGCGACAUCACCGAACUCACUAAUGCUCAAAAACUGGAUGACGGCAACAACUACUUUAUCCAAGUCACUUUGAAUGACUCUGCAUUAAGCUUAAAGUUAAAUGAAACUAUGGAGACAAAAAGUAUCAUGAUGCCCAAAAUGUGUAUGGAAGCCCUCUAUAUUGGAGGUCUGCCUUUUUCAUCACGCAGAAAGCGUUCUCCUCAACAUUUCACCAGUGAAAUAGAUAUCUUGUUGCUCGAAGAUAUACAGUUCUUUAAGGGUAUCAUUCAAGACUUUAGAGUGAACAAUGAAGAAGUUGUUUUUUACGAUCUGCAAGCUGAAGGGGAUGGUUUUCCCGCUGUAUUAGGGAAAGCUUUGUUGACAGAGUCUAUUCAGAUGGGAAUGGUCAGCGAUGACCCCUGCAAUCACAUAAGACCUUGUUUGCAUGGUGCUGUCUGCCAAGAUGCUUGGAAUGAAUAUGUGUGUAUAUGCCCUGAAGAUUAUCGAGGGAAAAACUGUGAGGAAAGGAAACCAUGUGCUGAUAACACCUGCCCUGUGAAUUCUUACUGUAGAAAUCUUGAUAUAGGAUAUGAAUGUGUUGCCAGUGCUGCAUUUGAUGGAAAACGAAAUGGAAUUUACUACCAAAUUGACCAUGUCAACAGCAGCAUUACCAAUAUGAGCUUUUCUUUCCGAUCAAACACCAACGGCACAAUAUUGUGGCUGGAAAGUCACUCGAACACAGAAUCCAAUCAUUUUCUUCACAUUGAAAUCGUCUCCAAUACAUUGCAGGUGAAGUGGGACCUGGGACCCUCUUACGAAAAUCACGCAUUGCACAAGACUGUCAGCCAAAAGAUCGAAGCUGGAAGACAAGGCGAGUGGCAAGACGUGAAACUGUGGUUCGAGGGCAACAUGGUACACCUGGAAGUGUCCGGUACUGAAAAUCUCUCCGAAGACAAUUACUCGGUUGGACUGAGCGAGCUUUUGAACAGCGGAGCGAAUGUUUAUUUGGGAUACAAACCUGGUUCAGAACUGCUGUUUAAGGGUUGCCUCGACGAUGUCCGCAUGGGUGGCACAUUGCUCCCGUUCUUCGAUCAAUCUCAGUUUUCGAGCACCAGAAACCCGUUUCAGAUAGUGCAGAAGGAGCUCGAAAUCGGGUGCAAGUUGUGCUGGAAUGACGAUUGCCUGCACGGUACUUGUAAGAAUGAAACAGAUUCUUAUGCUUGUAGUUGCUACGAAGGAUAUGAGGGUGAAUUAUGUGAAGUGGAUAUGUGCAUAUCUAAAAACCCAUGCCAGAACCAGGGAACAUGUAAGCAUAGCUCCCCGAGUGGAAUGAUAAUGUGUUCUUGCCCGCAGGAGUUUACGGGGCAAUGGUGUACUGAAAUCAACCACUGUAAUAGUCAACCUUGCCAGAAUGGUGGAGAAUGCGUACCGGGAGAUGAUUCGUUCGUUUGCAGAUGUCCCUCCUCCUACAAAGGAGAUCUCUGCGAAUCACCUGUUAUUCUGGAUUGUACAACUGUCAAUUGUUCCCAUGGUUCUUGUAUCAACAUUGAUCUUGGAGAAACUAUUAAAUUCAAAUGCUUAUGUUACGAUGGAUAUGAAGGUAUGUAUUGCAAUGAGACAAAAGACUUCUGCCUCAGCACUCCUUGUGAGAAUGGUGGAGUGUGUACCAUCAUCGCAGAGCAGGAAUAUGCCACCUACAGGUGUACUUGCCCGAGUGGCUUUACGGGUGAUCACUGUGAGCUGGAUAUUGACGAGUGUGAGACUGAUCCAUGUAAGAAUGGAACAUGUAUUAAUCAAAAAGGAAGUUAUAAGUGUGAUUGUUAUCCAGGGUAUUAUGGCUUGUCAACUUGCCAUAAAAUCAGACGCUGCACUGACGCUGAAGAUGUGUGCUACAACGGAAAUUGUACGAGCGUGCCAGGUGGGUAUGAGUGCAGCUGUGAUGAUAAGUACCUGGGGAGCCACUGUAGCAUCUUCAACGAGUGCCACCCAUCCAAGUGCAACCAUCGUGGAAUGUGCAAUCCAAUGAUUGAUGAACAUGAACUCUUGUUUCUACAUUCAUGCGCCUGUGAAGAUGGUUUCAGUGGUAGUGAUUGUACGAAAGAGUUGAACAAGAGUGGAGAUGAUACCAACCUAAUUGUUUUUAUCCUUAUUCCGGUGCUGUCUUUAUUCAUCCUCUGCAUCUUAAUAAUUGCCAUUGUGUUCCUACGAAUGGCCAAGAAGAAGAGGGCCACUCGGGGAACCUACAGUCCUAGUCGCCAAGAAAUGUUUGGCUCCAGAGUUGAAAUGAAUCAUGUCAUGAAGCCUCCGCCCGAAGAAAGGCUCAUUUAAUUUAUAACAAAAUUAUUCAAUUUUUUGAAAACUUUUAUUUUAUUGAAACUGAACAAAUUUCCAAACUUUGGAGAGAGAGAAAGAAAAUUCCCAUAUUUAAGACCAGUGCAAAAAAAACGGAACUAUGAUUAAGGGUAAUUUUAAAAUUCUGCUCCUAAAGGAAAAUUCUAUGGAAAAAGGUCAUGAAAUUUCAAAAGAGUGGACUUUGUAAUCUCUUUGAAACUAAACUGUGUUUGUCUUUGACUAAUUCUCUUCAAGAUGCUUCUAGUUCAUUACUUUUGAAAAAGAUUUUAAAUUAAUAUAUAAUUCUUGUUUGAAUUUAAAAAAUUUGAAAGAAAUAAAACAAAAGUGCUAAUAAAAUGUGAACUGUGUUGCACACUUGCAAUAUAAAGAAUUUAUUAGAAAUUUUAAGUAUUUUGCAUAUAUUUUUAUACUUAUUUGAAUGGAAAAAAUUUAAAUAGUUUGAUGAAAGCAUUUGCAUAGCUGUCAACUUUACUGGAUUUCGCCAGUUUCUCCUGGUCUACUGGUUUAAUAAAAAUUCUGAUUUUUGCAUCUUUUAAAAAAUUCCCUAUAACUGAGUAAAUUUCUUUAAAAAAUCCCUAUUGAAAUAGAAGUUUUACACAAUUUAUUUGCUUGCUUGAAUAUUUAAAUAAAUAUUACUAAUGCAAAAUGAAGCAGGCCUCAUUUAUAAUAGUUUAAAGCUUUUUUUUUUUUGUUCUAAAAUUUCAGUUUAUUUUUGAUCAGAAUUCUCUUAUUAAACUAAUUUAAAAAAAUCUUUCAAUUAUCAAUAAUAAAUUACCUUGUUUUCUAGUACUCAAAAUUACGAGCUAACAUAAUGAAAAGCAUUUAAAAUGAAAAUACAUAUAAUGUUAAUCAUAAAUGGAAAAUAUUGCUGACCAUUUAUAGUGUUAACUGUAAUAAAAUUUUUGUGCCUUGAUUACAAUAAAAAUCCCUAAAAUUCCCUAUGUGUAAAAUAUUUAGUAUAUUAUGCAACAGUUAUCAGGAAAUUUAUAUUUCUUAAAAUCUACUGGAUUUUUUUCCUAUCCAUGUUGGCAGCUGUCCAUUUGUUAGAUUCCGAAAAACAGAAGAAAAUCCUGUUUGUGCCUUUCUCUUACAAACUGUGACCAGUUAAGAAGCUUUUAGAUUAUAUUUCUUGUUUUUGGAUGAUUACAUUAUUUCUGUAAAUAUAGUUCUUAUGCAUGUGACUACCAAAAUAAUUUCAUUUUUGUGUUGUUCUCAUUUAAAAAUGUCAUAUGAAUACUCAUUUGUAAAUAAUUUAGAUGUAUGUUUGUAUUUAUUGUGCUGCAAAACAGGUGUUGUUGCUAACAAACAUGUUUUUUUGUUUGUUUUUUUUUUAAGUUAGGUCUCUUUCUAAUGAAAUUGAGUGCAACUUUUAAUGUCCCAAAUGUUAUUGUAGAGAAUGAGUGUUUUUUUUUUUUUUGUGUGAAUUUAUUUUGUACAGCUUAUUUAUUGCACUCAAAACUGCAUGCGAAUGAAUGUAAUUACAAUUUUAUGUAUAUUUGUACAUCUCAUUAUAGAAUUUGGAUUUUUCGUGCAUUCCAAAAAUUAUAAUUAAAAUACAUUUUAUUUCAUCUUUUUUUU